Girardinichthys multiradiatus is the source of this 3964-nucleotide messenger RNA. RefSeq names its product probable C-mannosyltransferase DPY19L4. Gene Ontology annotation, cellular component: nuclear inner membrane. NCBI's taxonomy places the organism in Eukaryota, Metazoa, Chordata, Actinopteri, Cyprinodontiformes, Goodeidae. The transcript has 18 exons. Gene Ontology annotation, molecular function: mannosyltransferase activity. The coding region runs from base 380 to 2428 and encodes 682 amino acids. The record is from RefSeq and is a predicted model, not a curated record.
GAAGUGCAGACCUGUCCCAAACUCCUGAUCCAGGUUGUCCCGGUUCUCCAGGCUUACUCAAGGUCUUUCAGAGUUUGUCUUUGGACUCUGGCUGCUUUUGACACAGUUUCAGUCCAGAAUCUGUUCAUUUCCUGCCUCUGAACUCCAACCCGUGAAGCCUUCUCACAGAAAAAGAGCCAUAAACUCAAGGGAUGAGCCAGUCUUGGGUUUGUUUCCAGCAGUCCAACCAAAGUCCACAGAAGAACGCUGAAAGUCUGAAGAACUGUUGAUCAGGACAAGUUCACCAGAGUAAAGGAACAUUUGGAUCUCAGAAAGAGACGAGGGCUGGACUUGAACAUUUCAGGAGCAACAGAAAUAAAGAGUGAACAAAUAUUAACAAAUGAGCUUCCUGCAGUAUCUGCUGAGGAUGUUCUUCGGUUUUCUGGCAGCUGUCGCCUGUGGGAUGCUUUACGCCGGGCAUCUGUCAGGGUACCAUGACAGGAAGUUCUGGUUUUCAACCAGACAGGAGCUUGAGCGGGAAAUCUCCUUCCAGGGAGGCAGUGGGCUCUACUAUCACUACUACAAGCGGAUGCUGGCAGCUCCGUCCUUUGACAGAGGGUUUUAUGAGCUGAUGGUGGACAACCGGACCAUUUCAGGUCAGACCAUCAACGCAGUGGAGCGUUUGUUUCUGUAUCCAGAGCUCAUCACCAGCUUCGUCUACAGGAUCACAAACAGUCAGGAAUCUGUGGAGCCCAUCUACUUCUACAUCGGGACGGUGUUCGGCCUGCAGGCGGUCUGCGUCACGGCUCUGUUUGUGUGCAGCUGGGUGAUGAGUGGCACCUGCGUGGCCGGCAUGUUGGCCGUGUCCUGGUUCGUCAUUAACAGACAGGACACAUCCAAAGUGGACCAGGGAAUUCCUCUGAGGGAAAACUGGGCUUUGCCUUAUUUCUCCUGUCAGGUCGCAGCUCUGACCGGGUUCCUGAGCAACAACAUCAGCUCUGCCUCUGAGAUGUUCUGCUACCUAACCAUGAGCGCCACCACCUUCACCUUCCUGCUGCUCUGGGAACACGGCCACUACGUGCUGUUCGUCCAAGCCCUCUGUUUGUUCCUGCUCGACUCGUUCGACCUGGUGCCACAUCGCAAGACGACUGACAUCAACAAGGUGUACCUCAGCUCCCUGUUCCUGACCUACCUGUUCCAGUUCCAGAACUCCUCCCUGCUCAGCUCGCCUCUGCUCAGCCUCCUGAUUGGCUCGGUGCUCGCGCGGUUCUUCCAGAGGAAGAUGAAGAUGGGUCCUCUUGUAGCCAGAGUGAUGAAGCUGCUCCUGCACUUCCACCUGGUUUUCACCUCAGGGAUCACCUUCAGUUAUCUGAUCAAGAAACUUUUUCCUGUUAGUAAUGGCGACUUCACACUGAAGUUCCUGGAAGUAAAACUCGGGCUGAACAUGACGACAGACUUUGUCACCAACUUCCUGCUGUGCCAGGACGGCCUCCGAGCAUCCGGUCAGGACUUAUUCCUGCGGCUGACGCAGACCUCGGUUCUUCCCUUCUACGUCCUGGUCCUCACCGUCUGCCUGCUGUCCACCGUGCAGACUGUCUUCAGGAGACUCAGUGGUCAGCCAAUGAACACCAGCGUCAGACUGGAGGGUGGACGAAUCGGAGAGCAGCCUGUGGUCAUCUAUCACGUUUUUCACACCUUAUUCUUUGGUUUCCUGACGCUGCUGUUUGAUGGGAUGAAGUAUUUAUGGACGCCAUACGUCUGCAUGUUCACUGCGUUCGGCGUGUGUUCUCCAGACCUCUGGAUGACUGUGUUCAGAUGGCUCAAACUGAAGUCGAUCCAUCCAGUGGUGUUGUCUCUGAUUCUGAGCACAGCUGUCCCGACCAUCAUUGGCUUCAGUUUGUGGAGAGAGUUUUACCCCCGUGUCUUAGCGGAGCUGACGGAUCUGCAGGAGUUCUACGACCCGGACAUGGUGGAGCUGAUCAGCUGGAUCAGGUCCCAGGUUCCGAUGGCGGCCGUGUUCGCCGGCAGCCCUCUGCUGCUGGGAACAAUAAAACUGUGUUCUGGUUCGGUCGUCACCAGUUUACCGAUUUACUCCGACGUCACCCUGCUGAAGAGGACCGAAGAUACCUACCAGGUUUACGCCAUGAGGUCUGCGGAGGACGUCUACAAACGUCUGAUGGCUCAGAAAACGAACUACGUGAUCGUUGAGGAGUCGAUCUGCAACGACGUCCAGCUUAAAAAGGGCUGCAGAGUCAAAGAUCUGCUGGACAUCUCCAACAGACAUGUUGUUCACGACAGAUCACAGAUAGACUCCUUCUCCAAACCCGGGCGCUUCUGUCAGGAGAUCAAGAUGAACUACUCGCCCUACACAAACUACUUCACCCGGGUGUUCUGGAACCGCUCGUACCACGUCUACAAAGUGAAUUCGGUCAUCUCGUUCCAGUACUGACAGUAGAACCUCUGCUGAGAGGAUGUUUGGACAUAGUCCACGGUUCUGGACGCCUGAAUCCUUUCUGCUGAUGCUGCAGCUGAGUUUGUAGCACUGGUUGCGUUAACGCUGGAGAAGACCCAGUGAUGAGGGCUAAGAUGGUGUGUUGUAAUCCCUGAACUGUAACUUUAUAACUCUGUUAGUGUUCGUGAGAAAUGGAGGAAGAAGAAAGAUGUCACUUUAGUUCAGCUGAGAUCACAAACGGUUCUGAUUGUUUGAAGCUUUGGGUCUGUCACAGUCAGGACUGUGGUUACUGUGAAGUCAAACACUAACAGAACUCCCUGCACAGAUAUCACACUGGGCAAAAGUUAUAGGUCAGAAUUAAGUGGCUUUACAGAAAACCAGACCUGAAUAUGAUUACGAACUGGACUGAAUAUGUAAGAAAAAGCAGCCAAAGUGCAGAGAAAAGAUCUCCAGAAAGCCCGAAGAACUGUUGAUCUGGAACACUACAAGAAAGUGUGACAAAGAAAUGAAAUGCUGCCUCCAGGGUGCUCAAACUGAGCAGUUCAUGGAGGGAAAGACGACACCCACAGUGUGGCUCCUGUAAGUGAACAGAGUUAAAUAUAUCAGAAUUAGAUUUUCAGUUUAUGGCCUAUUAAAGGAAAUGAAAUCACAUCUUGGCUCAAUGUCAUCUGCUUCAUCAGAACAUUAUUCUUAUGGGACCGUGUGAUCCAGAUUUUGUUUGGCCCUCUGUGUGAUUCAAGGUUUCUUCAUAAAACUCGUUUUCUUCCUCUUCUUCGUCUCUCAUUCUCCUCCAGAUUUAGCAAAUUUCUUGAACAUUUUGACCACAGUAACCAGGCAACAGUGGCAGGUGAUAAACACCAGGAAGCAGUUUUCAUAGGAUGAAUUCUGUGUGGUUCCGUUUCCUGAUCCAAACAUAGUUUAAGCUAUCACCCUGCAGGCCGUCGAUGCAUAUGGUCGGGCUUUUUGAUGCAAAGACUCUAAAACAUUUAUUCUUACUGCUCAGCCAACAUGGAUUAUAUUUUUUUCUUUCCAAACUGGACCUGAAGGUUCUGUUUUGGCCUUCAGCUCUCCUACAGACACUGAAACAUGUACAUGUGUGGACCCAGAAGGUUCUGACUCUCCUGGCUCGUGUACUGUUUCUGAUACUACUUAUGUGUGAUGCUGUGGGCUCCCCCUCACCCCUGGUGCCCAGUAAAGGAGUGAGUCACCAUAGCAACCACUGACUCUGCUUUUUCUGGAUUUUUGGUUCUUGCAUGACUUUCCUCUGGAUCUUUCUCUGUCUUGCUUUCGGUUUUCUCUGAUGAUGAGUGUGAUGAUCAGAUGAAUCGAUGCUCUUAAUGAUGCUUGGUAGGAAUUUCUUCACUUCAUCAGCUUCUGUUGUGCCUUCUGCUGACUCUUGUGGUUCUUCUGCUUCUGGUUUGUUUUGUAUACUGAAGAUGUGAUUUUUAAACCUAACCUGGGGAUUUGGUCAAGAAUUAAUGAGAUAAUUAAUAAACAAAGUAAAAAACAAUAUUAAAACCCAUGUAAAAUAGA